Molecule: messenger RNA, 1349 nt
Organism: Malus domestica (apple)
Lineage: Eukaryota; Viridiplantae; Streptophyta; Magnoliopsida; Rosales; Rosaceae
Product: vacuolar protein sorting-associated protein 55 homolog
Biological process (GO): late endosome to vacuole transport via multivesicular body sorting pathway
Cellular component (GO): endosome
Source: RefSeq, a predicted model, not a curated record
UUAAUUUUUUUUUUCCACGAUUAUUUACAAUAAUUUUGUUUUUGGCUGGACGACGACAGUUAUGCACAAUUUCGUUGAAUAAUGUUGAAAUUUUACUUCUUUAUUUCUUUUUAUUGGUCCAAUCCAAUUCCCCCUAAAAUUUGGAGAACUGUAAUCGAGUGGGCUGGAGCUGAGCAUUCUGGAAUUGUGCUCGAAUUAAUUAGGGUUUCAUAUAUUUGAUCACAUUUUAUGAUCCGAAAACACCAAAUUUUGAGUUCCUCUCUUUUUAAUUAGACGUUUUAUGAUUGUUAAGAUUCUUCAAUUCCGUGAAUUUUUCUCACUUGAAUAUUUGAUAUCUUAUCAGAAGUGGUUACUAGUAUCGAUUAGAAUUUUGCUUUAACUUAUUAAUGUGGAAGCGUUAACUGGGGAGCUUGGAUUUCGAUCAUGAUCACCAUAUGAAAAUUAGGGGAUUUAGUUGACAAAAUUUGAAGCGGUGCGUUGCUCGACUUCUCAUAUGCUACGAGCAUGAUGUCCUUCGAGUAUAUGUGUCGUGCAAUUGUGUUUUUGGUUCAGUUUUCAGUCAUGCUUUGAUGGGAUUGAGUCCUAACACUUUUCUGUUUUGGGCAUUGUUCCUCCCCGUAUUGCUGAUGGUUCGUGUUCUUUGCAGUGCUUGCAGGACUUGCUUUUAUGUUUUCAGCAAGCAUCUUGUUACAAAUCCUGGCUUGUGCAUUGUACAACAAUUGGUGGCCUAUGUUAUCUGCUCUGAUGUACGUCGUGGUACCCAUGCCUUGCUUAUUCUUUGGUGGCGGUUCUACUCAGUUUUUGCUUACUAGGGAAAGCGAUGGGUGGAUAAAUGCUGCUAAAUUCUUGACUGGGGCAUCCACUGUUGGGAGCAUAGCCAUUCCUAUCAUUCUUAGGCACGCUCAUAUGAUUGAGACACCUGCAAUGUGGAUUGAAUUCUUUUCAUUCUUCAUAUUUAUCUGUACUGUCAUGUGUUUCCACCGUGCUAGUCUCGAAGAUGAGUGGUGAUUAGCACUCGAAAAGCCUAGGUUCUUAUCUACUGACUGGUAAUUGUUGCGGUCACCAUUGAUGUAAUAUAAGUUAAACAAUUGCAAGAAGUGUGAUAAUGCAUGCGAACGGGAAAGGAACGUAGCCUUUCCCACUUUGUAGAUGUGAUCACUAUAUAUAUGUAUGUUCAAAGACCCUUUCUUCAAUCAAUCUGUAUACGUUGUUGGAAGGUAUCUUGAUCGGUUUUGCCUUUUACUUGAUUUGGCAAGGACGUUAGUUUCUUUGUUAAUGUGGGAUUGUUUGUGUAUGUGAUCGUCUAAUCUUGGAAAUUGCAUUUGCAAUUCAAUAUUAUUUACCUGUGA